This is a messenger RNA of Geodia barretti, 5527 nucleotides long. Lineage: Eukaryota; Metazoa; Porifera; Demospongiae; Tetractinellida; Geodiidae. The record is from the annotation of a GenBank genome assembly.
UGGUCAGCUUAUUGGCUGUUUCCUGUUCAGUACACUCACUGCGUGGACCGGUGCUUCAGUAGUGUACGUGUAUAUAUAUACCGCUGGAUCUCGCCGUCUUCUGGAGCCGCUCGUGGAGCCAGUGCGUUUGUUGCAGUCUUUCUGGAUUCGAGCCGUGUACCGUACUGUCACGUGGGACCACAAGGGCCGUGUUGUAAACUGAAUAUUGGAAGGAGCUGCUGCUAGACCUGUGAUACAGUGUUCAUAGGCCGAGUGAAACAACUGGAGUGGUAGAGCUGGUGUCACUAGAAGAUUUACUGAAGUAGGCAGAGAGAGACAAACUGCCAUAUAUAGCUGUGAAACAAGAUCCCCUACAAACUGUCAGCAGGCUGAGUUUUUAUCGAUGAUGUCAUCAGAGAGCGGAGUGAUGUCGCCCAAAGAAGGGCUCAAGUCCUCUGCAAGUGGACCAUUGAUAUCAGAAAACGGGGUGAUGUCAUCUGAAAAUGGGAUGAUGUCAUCGCCUGACGACGAAUUGGAAGAAGACAAGGAGUGGAUAUACGGAGCAAGAGGUCUGCAGCAGAGCUCCUCCGCGACAGACGAUGGCAGCAAUGGUAGUAGUGAGACUCUGACUAGAGUUCAGCGACCUCCGAGAGAGAUGAGUUCUCGUGGUGAUAGUGUCACCAAUGGCAACAACGCUGGUACCUCUGCAACGAGUCAGGUGAUAUCGCUAUCUCCCUGCAACUCCCUGCUGUGGGAGAGGGCGGGGAAGGCCCCCGUCGUUUUUAGACGCGGAACAGCAACCGUUUGCGGUGACAUCGUUUAUUUGAACUCUUGCGACACAAGGGAGGUGUUUGGUUACCGUGACAUCACCAAGACGACCACGUCGUGGUGGGGAGAGGAGAAAGAGGUGAGGGGUGAGUGGCUUCGUUUCCCUGACUACCCAGUCAAGUUUUUCAGUCUUGCCAUAGUUGGGUCAAAGGUCACUGGGGUGGGCGGAGUCAGGGACGGGCUCCUGCGAACUACGUGUUCCAACCAGCUCCUGUGUUUGGAGAGGGAGCGGGACGGGUGGAAAUGGGCGAGGGGUUUCCCCUCCAUGCCAACCCCGAGAGGGUUCACGGGGGUCAUCGGCACGGCGAGGCAUCUCGUGGUCGCCGGGGGAGGUAGCUUGGAGAAGAAACUAACGACGGUUGAAGUGCUAGACGUGGAGAUGUCGCAAUGGAUGACGGCAACACCGCUACCGCAACCUUUGACCUCAGUCUCCAUGGUGGCACAGGACGGGCAGGUGUACCUGGGAGGGUUCUUCACUCAAAGAAAGGACGAGUAUGGAACCUCUCUCCUGGCGUCGCAGUCUGUGCUCACGUGCUCUCUCGUUGAUCUGCUGUCGUUGCCAUGGGCUACAGCAUCCUGUGGGUGGGGCUAAACGAGGAGGUGUGUUUCAAGCGGCGGAGGGUCUGGGACUAACGGUGAAAGUAUGGCUUCAGUGGGUGGGGCUUACAGCAAGCAAGACCUGAACGAAGGAGUGGGUGGAGCUUCAUGUAAACAAGGAGGGGUGGCUCUAAAUGGAGAAAGAAAAGUGGAUGGAGCUUUGUCUGAGCAAGGGGGUGGAGUCCCAAAUGGUAAAGUCGGUGUGGGAGCUUCCAAUGAUGUCUCAGUGAGUGUGAACCAGUCUCUAUGUGGAGGAGGGGGACCUCUUUGGAUGAACGUGAAGGAACUCCCCACUGCUUGCUCAACGCUCGUCUCCCUUGGCAACAGACUGGUCGCAGUGGGUGGAGUCUUGUUGUCGGGGCCCUACUCCAGCGAAGUGUACGGUUACAAUCCUCGGACGAUUCGUGGUCUGUGAUCGGUCGACUCGGGGUUCAAAGGUCGUUGCCCCUGGCAGUUUUCAGUGGCAACCGUCUGGUAGUGGUGGGAGGGUUAAAACCGGACUACACGUGGGGCGGGACCAAUAGAAGUGAAGGAGUAGAGUUUCUGACUGCCACACUGUGACCUUGUGACCUUUUCCUUGUGUAUUGGAACACAUCAGAUGUAUGAUGUAAUGAUGUGUGGAAUGCUAUGUAUGUGCUGUGGCCAUGGCAUUAUUAUCUUGCUCUUUGUCUGCUGUCACACGUUUGUAUCACUACGCCGCAGGUGUGCAUUAUUAUGUUAAUAUUAUAGUGAGAGUUCCAACAUGAAAGUAAUGAAUUUGUAGGUACUGAACACGUUUACUUUUCCCUUCCCUCCUCCCCCUUAUCUUUCUCUUUCUCUCUAAGCCCGAAGAUCCUCACCCCAUCACAUCUUCCAUCACCCACGACGAUACGUCGUCACUCAAUCAGUCGGAUAUUGUAGGGACCCCCUCCAGAAAUCACCAGGGGGGCUCGGGGGGCCACCACUUUCGGUCCCCUCUCCAGAAAGACUGCUACAUGGUCUUCAGGUCCCUCUGUAGACUGUCUAUGAAGGGAGUUAGCGAUAUCCACGACGUGAGGUCUCACGAACUCCGUUCCAAGAUCCUGAGUCUGGAACUGAUUGCCUCCAUCCUCCAGAACGGAGGGGAGGUCUUCAAGGCGGAAGAGGUGUUCAUUGGAGCGGUGAAGCAGUAUCUGUGUGUGGCGCUGUCGAAGAACGGAGUCUCAAGCGUGCCACAGGUGGUGGAGCUCUCUCUCUCCAUCUUCCUAGCCCUCUUCCAGACCUUCAAGAUACACCUCAAGAUGCAGAUCGAGGUGUUUUUCAAGGAGAUAUUCCUGAACAUCCUUGAGUCUGCCACCUCCUCCUUCCAACACAAGUGGCUGGUUCUGGAGGCUCUGGGUCGCGUCUGUAAUGAUUCACAGCAUGUGGUCGAUAUCUAUCUCAACUACGACUGCGAUCUCUCGCUGUUCAACAUCUUUGAACAUGUCAUUGGAGAGCUGUCCAAGAUAGCUCAGGGCCGUCAGCCAAUGGAGCUUGGAGCCACUACCCAUCAGGAGAAGAUGUUGAGGGUCAAAGGUCUCGACUGUCUGGUCUCCAUUCUGAAAUGCAUGGUGGAAUGGUCUCGGGCCCACUACAUAGAUCCUGCCACAACAGGCCUCAAUACCGUCCGGGUCAUACGGGCUGAUGAGAAGGAGACCGCCCCUGGGCAAUCUGUCGCUAACGACGUCGUCGACAGUGGGACCGGGGGAGAUGGAGAUGAAAGGGGCGUGGCAGCUGGUGGGUGGAGACAUGGGUCGUUGUCAGGGAAACUAGGAGUGGGAACAGGAGGAGGGGAGGGGGAGGUUGGAGCCAGAGUGGAGGAAUUUGAGACGAGGAAGAAGAGGAAGGAGAAGAUGCAGCAGGGAAUACAGCUAUUCGGCACUAAACCAAAGAAAGGGGUGAAGUUCCUGCAGGAGAACGGUCUCCUAGGAGACACCCCUGACAACGUGGCUCAGCUCUUUCACAGCGACAACAGACUGGACAAGGCAGCUGUUGGCGAUUACCUUGGGGAAAGUGAUGACUACUGCAAGGCGGUGAUGUAUGCGUACAUCGACCAAAUGGAUUUCACCGGGAUGGAUUUUGUCGCCGCGCUGCGACUGCUGCUGUCCAAGUUCCGUCUCCCUGGCGAGGCGCAGAAGAUCGACAGACUGAUGGAGAAGUUCGCCGGACGAUACUGCGAGACUAACACUAAACUAGACAUAUUUGCGAGUGCCGAUGCAGCCUACGUGUUGGCGUACUCCAUCAUUAUGUUGACCACUGAUCUCCACAGCUCUCAAGUGAAGAAGAAGAUGACAAAGGAGGAGUACAUAAAGAUGAACAGAGGAAUCAACGACCAUAAAGACCUACCUCGGGAGUAUCUGGAGGCCAUCUAUGACAAGAUCGCCAUGAAAGAGAUCAAGAUGAGCUCUCAGUCCGUGAGAAGAUCGACCAUCGGCAGAUCGGUCAUGGGAGUGAGUGAGAAGCAGAGGAGGGUGAUAUACCAGAAGGAGAUGCUGGAAGCCUCGGAAACUGCCAAGGCCCUUGUCGAGGGUAUGAAGAACAGUGCGUCUGAUUUCAUCACGGCGACCCACGUCGAACACGUCAAGGCCAUGUUCAAGGUAUCCUGGACGCCAUUUCUGGCGGCAUUCAGCGUUGCCCUGAGAGACGGAGAUGACCCGGAGAUGGUGUCACUGUGUCUCGAUGGUUUUCGCUGCGCCAUACGAAUAUCAUGCAUCUUCUCACUGGAUCUGGAGAGAGAUGCGUACAUCAAGGGUUUGGCAAAGUUCACGAUGCUGACGACCUCAGUGGGUCUGGCCGAGAUGAAACCAAAGAACAUCGAGGUCAUCAAGUCUCUGUGUAACGUCGCCUACACUGAUGGCAACUAUCUCCAGGACUCCUGGAUGGAUGUAUUUCACUGCGUGUCUCAAUUGGAGCUGGCUCAGCUAGUCGGCACCGGUGUCAAGACCCGUUACCUGACAACCAGUAGCUCCGCCCGCCCACAACGAGGGGGCGGGGCCAAAGGGAAGAUCAGCCAAUCAUCUCGCACUGGAGUAGACGCCGUUCUGACUGGCACAGAUCAGAAGAGGAUAGACUCCAUCAAGGAGCAGGUAGGAGAGACAAGCUCGCAGACAGUGGUGGUGGCCGUCGACAGGAUCUUCACUGGAUCCACCCGCCUCGACUCCCAGGCCAUCGUUGACUUUGUAGAGGCGCUGUGUGCCACGUCAAACGCGGAGCUGUCAAAUCCCACCCACCCACGCAUGUUCAGCCUCCAGAAGAUUAUCGAGAUCUCCUACUACAACAUGGACAGAAUCAGACUGGAGUGGUCUCGCAUGUGGGAGGUCCUUGGGGCACAUUUUAACACCGUUGGUGGUCUCCCAAACGAAGAGGUGUCCUUCUUCGUGGUGGACUCGUUGAGACAGCUGUCGAUGAAGUUCCUGGAGAAAGGAGAACUGGCCAAUUUCAGAUUUCAGAAGGAAUUCCUCAGACCUUUCGAACACAUCAUGAAGAGAAGCGGGGCAGUGACAAUAAGAGAUAUGGUGGUGAGAUGUGUGACCCAGAUGGUCAGUUCCAAGGCUGGUAACGUCAGGUCAGGUUGGAAGAACAUAUUCUCAGUGUUCCAUCUGGCUGCCUCGGACACAGACACCGCCAUCGUGGAGAUGGCCUUCGAGACCACUGAUCUGAUAUUCAGGAACCAUUUCCUGGCCUCCAUUGCCUCAUUCCACGACGCCAUAAAAUGCCUCUCCGAGUUUGCCUGCAACGCUGCCUUCCCCGACACCUCAAUGGAGGCCAUCAGAAUCAUCCGCUCAUGUGCCAAGAACGUUGCCGAUAGUCCACAGUUGUUCCAUGUGUCGGAGGAGGCGGCAGCUGAUCCUGACCAUAUCUGGUCCAGAGCGUGGUUCCCCAUCAUGUUGGAGCUCUCCACAGUCAUCAGUCGUUGCAAACUAGACGUCAGGACAAGGUGAGACCUCGUCCUGGUAGUUUAGGACAAGGUGAGACCUCGUCCUGGUAGUUUAGGACAAGGUGAGACCUCGUCCUGGUAGUUUAGGACAUUUAGGACAAGGUGGGACCUCGUCCUGGUAGUUUAGGACAGUGUGAGACCUCGUCCUGGUAGUUUAGGACAAGGUGGGACCUCGUCCUGGUAGUUUCG